AUGACCCAAAAGAUGACGACCCCCGCACCGACCCCGUUCGGGCCCUUACCGGCCGAGCUCGAGCACGUGCACGCGACCUUUGGCUACCUGUUCGAUCCGCACCUCUACCUCCAUUUCCGUCUCGCCUUGGCCUCCGGAUCAUCGCACCUCUUGGUUCGACUGAGUUCGACCACUUUGGAUAAGCACGAACGCGCAGAGGCGGUCGCCGCGCUGGGUGCCCAACUCGAUUGGGUCAGUUGCAGAGUAGCAGCAUGAUCCCAAGUUGCCAUCUGCUGACACACACGGUGUCUCUCAUCAGAUCUGCCGCACGCUCUACGGCCUCGAAACGAACGCAGUGCCAUGCCCGCGUCACCCCGUCUCGGCCAACGCGUUCCUCAAAUCAUGGCUCGUUCCCGAUCCGAACCAUACCGCCUUCGUGCCCGUCCCGUCCGCUUCAAGUCCUGUAUCCCCGCGUGCUGCCACAUCGACGACAGCAUCAACGAGGUUCACUCCACGUCUUGCCACCGUGCCAUCGACAUCUCGAGCUGUCUCACCAUCUCCGAACCCCAGUCGAUCGAUGAGCCAACCGAGAUCGCCUCUCGUCGGCCUCGAUAUCGACAUCGAGCGCAACGCCUCCUCAUCCCUCCUGCAUGGGCGAGGCGAGUCGGGUAAACCUUCGAUCAUAGCCGGCUCAACUUGUCGCGCCACCUCCCACGAACGACCGCACCCACCAACACCAACCAGCCUCGACCUGACCCCGCGCCCGAGCCACUCCCAAACCACCGAUCACUCGAUCCCGGCCUCCCCCGCGACGGCUUCGGCAGUCCAGUGGGGUGCCCGAGUCGCACCUCCCUCCUCUACAACCUUUGCUCAACGGUCCAAACUCGAUCCUUUGAAUCUAAACAGCCCAACCCUGACUCGACGACGACGAUCGACCAUCACCGUUCGACCAUCGAGUUCUCCCCCCCUUUCAUCGAAACGACUUCCCCAGGUCGUCAUUAUCGAAAGAAUGGAUAGGACAUCUCCCAGGACGCAACAGGGGAUACUCAAGACGCUGAGGGAGCGAAGGCUCACUCUUGAUCGGCCGAUGAAUACCUCGUCGGGACUUGGUCUAGGGAGGGAGCCAAAUUCGACCGGCACACCGACGUCCACAACCACGACGACGACGACCACCACUACCACCACGGCGAUGGGGUCGGGAGCGGGGACGUUGAAUGGGUUCUUGAGGUCGAGGAGGGCUAGUGAGGGGAUGCAGAGUGGAGAGGAUGCGAAGGAGGAUGUUGAUUGGAUCUUGCCGGAGGGGUUCUUGUGCAUUGCGAUUGUGCUGGAGGAGGGAAAUCGUGGGGACUGGGGUGGACUGGAUCGAUACCUCGUAAGUCUGAAGCGGAAGCGGGGCGAGGGACUUGUAUCGCACACCAAAGUGAGCUUGAAGCUGAUGCAAAGACCCUCUCUUCGAAAGCUCGACCAAUUCACCCUCUCACUAACGAUCCAUCCAGACACCUACGACUUCCGACACCCACCCACGCACCUCUCGCACCCCCUCUCGAACCCACCCCUUUCGUCCCUUCCUUUCCCCUCCACGAUCCUACCCUCGACAUUUUCCGACGCUCUAAUCAACUACCAAAACGACCUCAUCUCAACCCUUCGUCAUCACCCCCAAUUAGACGGACGGUUCCUCACUGCUCGCGCAAGUAAAGAUCUCAGCACCAUUCUCAAAACUUCCAUCGUCCUACGUCACGGUCAUUCUACGACCCCACACGAAAAUGAAGACCGCCCAGCUCCGAAUCCAAUAGUCUUGCCGAGCGAUAUCAUUCACGUCUUAUUGCCCGUCCUCGGGCAUAGGUUGAGGAUCAGGAAUGCCAAGGAUGAGAAGAGCGUUUUUUGGGGGAGUGAGAUUGGCGCUUUGGAGAGGAGGAAACAGGCCAGGGAAGGGGGCGUCGAGAGUAUUAUUAGGGACGUGGUGGAGGUGGUGUAA
This is a messenger RNA of Microbotryum saponariae, 1954 nucleotides long. The record is from the annotation of a GenBank genome assembly. NCBI's taxonomy places the organism in Eukaryota, Fungi, Basidiomycota, Microbotryomycetes, Microbotryales, Microbotryaceae.